GAAAAAGCACACAGAUGGUACAGGGCGAUGGUAACUGUCCUGAAAUGAGCAACGAACAAUGAGUAUCUCCAUCAGUCUUUAUUUUUCUCAAACUUCUAACUUAUUUGAAUUGCCAAUUCCACUUUCCAAUCUUAAAAGUAAGAGUAGAACCUCAACAACUGUAACUCUACCUUCUCAAACCACCCAGAAAUCAAAUGCAGCCUCGAGAACCAGAAUUCCCUUUUCGACAGAAGCUAAAGAACCUGACAAAAAGUCUCAAAUCCAACCCUUAAUUGACCUCCUACGUGACUCUGUAAAUGAAGGGUCUUUGAACCAAGCUAAAACUGUUCAUGGGUUUGUGUUAAAAUCCAGUUUUUCUGACAAAGAACUGUUAAUUUUGUUGAAUCACGUAGCUUAUGCCUAUUCAAAAUGCUCGGAUUUUAGUUCCGCAUUUCGGGUAUUUGAUAAAAUGUCUCAAAGAAACAUAUUCUCUUGGACUGUCAUGAUUGUUGGCUCAACAGAGAAUGGCUUUUUCUUGGACGGGUUUCAGUAUUUUUAUCAAAUGCUUAAUUUUGGAGUCUUUCCUGAUACUUUUGCGUAUUCUGCAAUUCUGCAGACAUCUAUUGCUUUAAAAUGUAUUGAAUUGGGUAGAAUGGUGCAUGCCCAGAUUGUUAUAAGAGGCUUCCAUUCUCAUACUUUUGUUGCUACAUCUCUUCUUAACAUGUAUGCAAAGUUGGGGAGUAUUGAGGACUCGUAUAAGGUUUUCGAUAUCAUGACAGAACAUAAUGAAGUUUCUUGGAAUGCAAUUAUUUCGGGUUUUACAUUAAAUGGACUGCAUUUGGAAUCAUUUGAUCAUUUCCUUCAAAUGAAGAAUGAAGGAAUCCGGCCGAAUAUAUAUACAAUAAUUAGUGUUUCAAAAGCCGUAGGGCAGUUAGGUGAUACUGACAAAGGGAAAGAAGUUCAGUCUGUUUCCUUCGAGUUGGGUAUGGAGUCUGAUGUGCAGGUGGGGACAGCUCUCAUUGAUAUGUACUCGAAAUGUGGAUCUCCACAUGAAGCAAGAGCUGUUUUUGACUCGAAUUUUAUUAAUUUUGGGGUGAACUUGCCAUGGAAUGCCAUGAUUUCCGGUUAUUCACAAAAUGGUUGUAGCCAAGAAGCUUUGGAACUCUAUGUAAGAAUGCGUCAUAAUGAUAUAAAAUCGGAUGUCUAUACAUAUUGUAGUAUAUUCAAUGCCAUUGCUGAUUUUAAGUAUUUACAGUUUGGGAAGGAAGUUCAUGGGGUGGUUUUGAAGUCUGGCCGUGAUAUGAUGGUUGUUAGUGUUUGUAAUGCAAUUGCUGAUGCAUAUGCCAAAUGUGGAGCUCUUGAAUACGUGAAAAAGAUUUUUUACAGGAUGGAAGAGAGAGAUAUGGUGUCAUGGACAACUCUGGUGACUGCUCACUCUCAAUGCUCGGAGUGGGAGGAAGCACUGGCUAUUUUUUCACAGAUGAGGGAAGAAGGUUUUAGACCAAACCAGUUUACCUUUUCCAGUGUCCUGGUUUCUUGUUCAGGCCUUUGUUUUCUGGAGUGUGGACGGCAAAUUCAUGGUCUUUUGUGCAAGGCUGGGUUGAACACGGACAAGUGCAUAGAGAGUGCUCUGGUGGACAUGUAUGCAAAAUGUGGCAGUGUAAGUGAGGCAGAGAAGGUCUUUGAAGGGAUUUCUAACCCUGAUACUGUCUCAUGGACAGCUAUGAUAUCAAGUUAUGCCCAACAUGGUCUCUCAGAGGAUGCCCUUAGACUCUUUAGAAAGAUGGAGCAACUGGGUAUGAAGCCUAAUUCUGUUACUUUACUUUGUGUUCUGUUUGCUUGCAGCCACGGAGGACUGGUAGAGCAAGGAUUAAAUUUUUUUCAACAAAUGGAACAAAAUUAUGGUCUGGUGCCAGAGAUGGAACAUUAUGCUUGUAUUGUUGAUCUAUUUGGUCGUGUGGGUCGUUUGGAUGAUGCAAUAGAGUUUAUAAGAAAGAUGCCAAUCGAGCCCAAUGAAAUGGUCUGGCAAACCUUGCUGGGAGCAUGCAGAGUUCACGGCAAUGUUGAGUUGGGUGAAAUUGCUGCAGAGAAGGUCCUUUCAGUUAGACCAGACUCAGCUACCUAUGUUCUAUUAUCCAAUACGUAUAUUGAGAGUGGGAGUUUUGAAGAUGGCCUUACUCUGAGAGAAGUAAUGAAAGAGAAAGGUGUGAAAAAGGAACCAGGAUAUAGUUGGGUUUCUGUACAAGGUAAAGUCCACAAAUUUUAUGCAGGCGAUCAACAACAUCCUCAAAAAGAUGACAUCUAUGCCAAGUUAGAAGAUUUAAGGGAGAAGGUUAAGUCCAUGGGUUAUAUCCCAGACUUGAAUGUUGCUUUGUGACUAUAUUUAAGACAAAUUUUAGAAAUAUAAACUUUCAAGUAGGCUCUAAUUAUCAUUUGAUCAAAGAUUAUCUAAAAGAAGAUGUAUAAUAGAACAUCUUGGCAUUGGUUCCACCGGAAACAACAUGCAUAUGGGUGUGUAAGUGUAACCAUCUAUUUAUGAUGGCAAG
Molecule: messenger RNA, 2525 nt
Organism: Pistacia vera
Lineage: Eukaryota; Viridiplantae; Streptophyta; Magnoliopsida; Sapindales; Anacardiaceae
Product: putative pentatricopeptide repeat-containing protein At1g56570
Exons: 2
Coding region: 59-2356 (765 amino acids)
Biological process (GO): RNA modification
Molecular function (GO): RNA binding; protein binding
Source: RefSeq, a predicted model, not a curated record